AGGAAAUCGCUGAGUAAGCGACCAGUGACUGUCAGUCACGUGGGGCAUAAAUGGUGGGGCCCGAACCCGAAAGGGGAAAUCGGGCUGACGGCGAACAUUGGAGUUUGACAGUUCCCACCCACCCCCCAAAGACGAGUCAACGACAUUAUCUUGUUCACGGCCACGGCCCUAUUCUAGUGCUAGUGAUAGCAAUUUUCCUCAGCGCUGUGCAUGCUUCUCCGAGUCUCCCGAGGUCCCAAUUGAGCAGCAAAUACCAAGCAUUCUCCACUGAUCAUUGCUGCAGCAAAGACCCCUCCCGGACCCUGGUCCCCACUUGAGCAGCUCCCCAGCCAAGCUUACUUAUUGUGCCUGAUUUGACUUACUCACCCAGGCUGAAUCAUGAGAUCAUGGGGGAGGAGGGACACCAGCAAUCCGAGCAUAAUAGGAAACUAGAAUUUCAACUUCAAAAUGUGAGCUCGGAUUCGUCAGGGGCCCAUCCAACUUCGAGUAGUCAUGCGGCAGACCAGACAACUACUUUUCCCGCGGAUCAGCAAUCGAACAUAUCGGCCCCGCAAGGCGGUUCAAGAAACUUCGAAUUCGUGCUAGUGACCGACAAUGAAUCCCGACGCCAGGUCCGACGUCAUGCUAUGCGCCAGUAUAUGCAUCAACGGCGCUUGGACAGUAUCGCACGAUUAGGGACGGCUCGUGUACCAGGAGGUGGUUGGUCAAUCCGCUCCCCUUCCGACCCUCAACCCUCAGCCUCGUCUUCUCGGGCAGGGAUCGUAAAUGACGAUGCUCAAGAGGAUGCGAUUGUCAAGCCAGAACAGGCAUUGUUCCCAAGCAGCGAUGAAGACACGAAGACGCCGGAGAAGCCCAGAAGCUCCUCUCGCUUGCUCAUUCCGAAGUUACACAAGGUCAAGCACGAAGAUGCCUCUCUGCAUCCGGCCGCAAAGCCCAGGUCAUCUGAUCCUCUAGCUAGUCCAGGGGAAGGGGUCGUUCGAGAUCCGUUCAGCUGUUAUCCAAUUGCUGUUAGCCAUGAGGAUCAUGAAUUAAUUCAACACUUCGUUGUCACGUACCCAUCUAUGAUGUAUAAGUUUGCCGACUCUAUCGCAAAUAAUCCGAUGAUGGAGAUUUUCCGCCAAAUCGCACUCCAUGAUGGAGUUCCCUUCCAAGCUAUGCUUGCCAUCGCCUCCAAACACCGUGCUGGAGUCGAGGGCAAGGUAGAGUCUGUGCAGAGUCUGACUCAUAAGAUGCGAGCACUGCGAUUCAUGAAUGAACGUAUCCACGGGGAUAUGAGGGGGCAGCAUGACGGGACUAUCUACGCUGUUGCCACAAUGGCUGUCAUCGAGAAAUGGUCUAAGGAUGCAUCUAUCGAGCGAAUGCAUUUCCGCGGAUUGUCGUCAAUGAUUCGGAAUCGAGGCGGAAUGCAAGGCAUGCGACUGACUAGCCCUUUCCUGGAGAAGGUGCUUUACUGGGUUGAUUUCAGUUGCGCCCCCAAGGCGAUCAUCAGCACGUCGCUACCUUGGACCGGCAACACUCUCGAUAUAACACCUCCUCUCGAUUUUCUGGAUCCCAAUUUACACCUUGCUAUUCCCCAUGACACUACCACUUCGGAAGAUGCCGAAAGUCUUUGUGCGCAAUUUAGGGCAUGCGAGGAUUUCUUACGCUUCUUUCGUCGCCUCCGCGAAUUGGAGAGCUUGUCAUUGAACUCUCCUUGUACCGUCGUGCCAGAGAUUGUUCCUCGACGCAACAAACGCUUCAGCCCGGGCACUCAGCUCUAUUCAAUCUUAACUAUGCUACCGGAUUAUGAUCAUGGGAUUCGAGACAUCCGCUUCAUCGACGAGUACACUUGCAUGUCAUGCCUCUUCUUCCUCGCCGUCGCACUGUAUGACUGCUACCUCAACUCUCAAAGUUUGGACGAUUAUCUCGAAUGGCUUAGCCUCGAAGUCCAUAAUCUCAAUCCUUUCACGAACCCUAGCAUUACCUCGGUUCUCUGGCUGUUUCUUAACAAUGGUGGUUAUCCUAAGACAAAGCCAGGCGACGCUGGAGACCGAUGCUGGAUAGUUUCGCGGAUGGUCCGGAUCGCUAAACGACUCGAAUGGAAACGCCACGGAACCAUUUGGGACCGGCUUCGCCAGAUACUCAUCGACUUCAUCAUUACUCAGCAAGAGUGCGCUCUAGGUUCGGUUCAGAUUGACGCCGAAACGCACGUGGCUCGCGCACAGAAACGGCUCAGCUACCAGACUAGUUCGACCGAUUACUUCUGGAACGAAGCACAAAUGCGCGAAGAUAUUCUCGAGCUCAAGCUUCCUGUUGUUGCCAACAUAUCCACAAGUAUCGAAAAUAUGGAUGCACCCAUUCUUACGUGACUCCCUUUCAUCUUUUGGCUUUUAUCUUCAAGCAUGGCCACGCCACUACGGAUUAAAAGCAGCGGAGUAAAGGGUAUUAGUUUGGAGUCCACUUUCGGUUUUGUUGGUAUGCUAUUUUUUAUGACUUAUGACGAAUGAGAUAAUAAUUGGGCGGCCACAGAUUAGGACGCAUUGACGUGAUUGCUGUAAUAGAACUAGUAAUUGAGAUGUCUAGUAUGCAGGAGAUCUCACCCUGUGCUAUCGGUAAUCGAGUAUGACGGGCACUUAUCAUCUACACAGGGUUUGUGUAGAGUUAGGGUCAAUAAAAGAGUCCUUUCGUUGAUUAAACAGUUCACAGGCUACUCGCCAUACCUGCCUGUUUGUCGCCCUCCGAUCAAAUCACAUGCGCCAAUUGGUCUCGAAGAAAUCGUCAAACCUAGUUCACCAAAGAGUCACAGCA
This is a messenger RNA of Aspergillus saccharolyticus JOP 1030-1, 2787 nucleotides long. RefSeq lists its product as uncharacterized. The record is from RefSeq and is a predicted model, not a curated record. The coding region runs from base 387 to 2348 and encodes 653 amino acids. The transcript has 4 exons. NCBI's taxonomy places the organism in Eukaryota, Fungi, Ascomycota, Eurotiomycetes, Eurotiales, Aspergillaceae.